Messenger RNA from Megalopta genalis, 5791 nucleotides. RefSeq names its product ATP-sensitive inward rectifier potassium channel 12. Lineage: Eukaryota; Metazoa; Arthropoda; Insecta; Hymenoptera; Halictidae. Gene Ontology annotation, biological process: potassium ion import across plasma membrane; regulation of monoatomic ion transmembrane transport. The record is from RefSeq and is a predicted model, not a curated record. Gene Ontology annotation, molecular function: inward rectifier potassium channel activity. Gene Ontology annotation, cellular component: plasma membrane.
GUGUGACACGUACCAACGUGUUGGCGAUCGAGGAGGCGUUCGUUCCGCUCGUUUCUCUAUUUAUGCUGUCAGUGACACAUAAAUCGCCGGAAAAAUCAGCGGACAAAGAGAAAGAGAGAGAGAGAGAGAGCGAGAGGCAGAGAGAAACAAAGAGACGGGAGAAGAGAAAGGGAACAACGAGCGAGACCGCGCGCACGAAAAUCAAUUUGACGGAUCGUUGUCGUCCGUUCGACGCGAGGACUUCCAAAAAAUAAUCCUCGACUUCCGAAAUCCUCCAUCUCCGGUACAUUGGAACGAUCUAAAAAUAAUGUAAAACAAACGCUCGGGUCGGUAGACCGUUCUAUUGCGUCGAGACUCUCGCAAUGACAUCAGCGAUAAGCGCCGUAUGGUUGGACUAUCGAAUCCACUCGUCGAAGACCUCGCCGCAGAGAAAAAUCCAACGGAGAAGUGUGUCAGCGGAAAAAAUGCCGCGUCGAAAAACCGUCAACUUCGUGUGCCGGUCCCACAUAAUCUUAUCUUUGCCCCUGCCCACAUGUCAAGCUCGCGACUGCACACCCACACAUCCGUACACACAGCUCGAACGAAUGUGCUGCUCCGCGCACACAUAGAUCCCUGUCUCCGUCGGUGUUCCGCGUUUUUUCCGCACACAGAUGAAUCAGUGGACACGCGAGCACCUUUCCAUACGAUUCUUCGCGUCUCCGCGACUACGAAAAUAAUACGGGAAAACAACAUUUUGUACGAGCUACGCACGUUCCACGAUCUUCGACAUACUGAUCGUAUCUACGCGCAGCGCCCGAUCCGCCUUCGACACGCUGUUGCGAUUCGAUAAACCUUUAUUUGCCACGAUCAAACAAGACGAAUCUGGAGUAGCGACUUUAGCCGACCGAUUUUAAAAUCGAUAUUGUUUGUACUACAACACUCGAACACGGUACGCGCGAUGUUCGAUCGUAUCCACCUGGAACGAAAUUCUUUGCUGCGCCGUCGUUGUUUAACCGUUGCAGAAAACACAGACGUGCAAUCCGAUCGACGUAACUGUACGCUAACGAAGAUAUAGUUCCAACGACCGUGUGCCAACAAACAUUAACGCCACGAGGAAUGUUCUACUCGAUAAAUUCGUUUGUUUUCCCGUUAUUGUUCCGUUGAAAUGAAUUCGUAAGAUCAGAAUUUGAGAAUUUGACAAAGAUCCGAACGAAGUUUUUUUUCCUAAAACAACACGUUACUCCGAGCAUAUUCCGAUGCAGCGUCUAAACGAUUUUUAUCGAGCACGUGGAAGCCAGUGACCACCGAAUCGCAGCACUAUUUACUUUCGCACAAUGUCCGCCGAUGCCCAAAGAAUCCUAAAAAGAAUGUAGAGCUGUCCAGAGCGUUCCGCCUAUUUAAAAAUCAGCGCGGCCGUUAAUUUCUUUGCUUUUGGUCACAAUUGCGUUGGUGGAGGCGAGCCUGUGCGCGCGUGUAGGAUCGUGUGCGUGGAUUAUUUUCGCUUAUGCCGCGGCGCACGCAAUCUCAGAAGUGGUUCUCCCGUUGACAGGUUCCGAGCGGGUUUUCGCCGGCUUUCGACGAAGCCGUCGAUCGAGGAGUGCCACGGCAGCGCGGCCGAUCCAGCACCGAUCCUGCCUAGAUCCUCGCCGAGCGACCCGGGAUCCACGCCGGCAGGCGAGAGUGUCGUGAUCGUGAUCGUGAUCGUGAUCGUGAUCGAUCGGCGCGACGCGACUCGACGCCGGAACCAGAAAUCCGACCGACGUGGAGUUCUUAUGCAACAACCGGCGGGGGACAGGUGGACAGGACGAGACCGUGGAUCGUGGAUCCGCGGCGAUCGUGGAUCGUGAUCGGUCGCGAUCGCGUCACGGCCCCGCGAAAUGGAAGGAUCGUCGUCGCGCGUCGUCGUCGCCCGUGUGAAUUAUGAAUGGUGACCGCGACGAACCGGUGCAGCUGGCGCGAAUUACACGCGAAUUGCACGCGGAAGCUACGAGAUCCCGAAUCGACCGGCGAUUAGAUCUUCGCUGCUCGCGUCGCCGGGAAAUAUAGAGACAAUCGACGGGACAGCGCGAGGCGAUCGAGAAUCUUAGUGUCGCGGAAGUCGUCGGCUGUGCAAUCAGUGUCAUCCGGGAUUUCCCGGAGAGCUUCUCAAAUUGCGGAUAAUACUUUAUGCUCGCUGCUGUGCAAAGACGGAUUAGCGUUUUCGAGAAUCCGUGGAAAAUUCCGGUGCCGGUGGAAUCCGUGGAGAAAGGAUCGAGAACGAUAUUGGUGCUGUGAUCAGUGUCGUUUAACCUAAGUAUAUCGAGAGAUCUCUUGGAAUCAUCUCGUAGACGAAAUCCUCGGAUUUAUCGAGAAAAGCAGUGCUCGAGGAAAACUUCGAGCUUCGUUUGGAAUAUCGAUGAGGAUCGAUGAAAAGGCUCGUCCUGCUGGCCCGGAACAGGCCGAGAAGAUCAACCGAGAACCGGAGCGCUCGGGGAGACAAACAAAAUAUUUGAAUCGGUGCUACGAAAGUCAAGUUCCAAGGUUCUCUCUGCGCUUCGAACAGAAAAUGCUGCUUCGUUCAGCGAGGAUUCAAAAAGAUCUAGAAUCACGCGUUCUCCCUUUGUUCGUGGACAACGCCGGUGCUGUGUGAUUCGAGCACAAGGAUUCCGGCGGCUGUUACAAUCGUCUCUUUGUGACCCGAGAUAAACUUUGCAGUUCCAUUGAGAAUCGCCUUCUCUAGAGUCUAGAGUCUAGAGUUGCUAGGAUCGCCGAAAGAUUUAUCGCGAGAAGCAUCGGGCGAGAGCGACAUUUUCGGAGCGGAAGCGGUCGGACGGAGGAAGCCGCUGUGCGGCGACUUUUGUUUCCGAUGCGAAAUAUCGGUCGGCGUCCGCGCUGGCUCCGCGGAAAAUUGAUAACGAUGACGGAACGGGCCGAGAAUAAACGAUAGAAUGAGCGUUUGCACGAGAAAUCGCACGGCGGCCGAUGUGUGCCGUGGACGUGGCCGUGGAACUUGGAACGCUCCGGUGAAUUUCAACGCGACCGCUUUGCAUUGCAAACUGGGGGGCGUUCCCUGACGCGUUAUGUCUUUUUCCACCGGUCGGUUUCAACGAUCCCUGUUUGUAUCUUCCGGUGCAGGCGCCGGUGCCGAGAGCUCGGAAGACUCGCCGAAGGGACCGUGGAGAACCCGAAGCCGAGGCGGACCGGAACAAAAGGCGCGGGAAGAGAGAGCUAAAUCGGUGGAAUCGGAAGGGAAUGCUCUGUAAGUGGUGUCCGUGGCAAAUCGUAAAUUCGACCGACGUCUUCGCGAAGUAAACCUCGGUUGAGGCUAUUGCUGGAUUCGCAGAGGAAGGUUUUGCCAGCGACACCGUGCCCUCCCCGUGCAAUUCAAUAAUCGCCGAGUUUCCCGCGCGAGUGGACAAGAGACUGGCCCCGCCGAUGCUCCAAGACCGUCGUCGGAGAUCGAACAGAGAGAGGAGAGAGAGAGAGAGGCUUUUCUCUCGUGCACGCACCACCGCGCCGAUACGCGAGCCGGUAGUCGUAGCUGAAGAAGUUCACCCGCGGGUAAAGCUAUAAAUACGAAAAAGCGAGAGAAGGGACAGCACCGGUGUCGGCGGCAUCGUUCGGGAUCGUUCAACGAAAUGCUCAUGACCGAAAAAGGGUCUCACAGGGAAGGAACCAACGUGGAAUCGGACGAGCAUUCGACGGCGACCGCCACCGGCAACGAAAACCUAUUGCCAUUGAACGAGCUGCUCGUUAACUCGACGGUUCCUGCGGCCGCGGUUGCGGCGAAACUGAGCGAGGACUCCGCCGACGAGGCUGGACGAACCAAUGCCGAGAAACAGAGGCGCGGUAUUCUUAGCAGCUUCCAGAGAAGAACGUUCAGCAGGGUCAGCUUCAAGGGAGAGACCGGCCCUUUAUUGAGCAGAUACCGGCAGACCAGGUUCAGCUCGCGGCGGAUCCGCAAGAGGGUGGUUUUCAAGCACGGCGAUUGCAAUGUCGUACAAGGAAAUGUCGCCAAGCGGCGGCGCCGUUACCUUCAGGACAUCUUCACGACACUGGUGGACGCCCAAUGGCGAUGGACGCUGCUAGUCUUCUCCAUGAACUUCCUGCUCUCGUGGCUCGGCUUCGCCCUGAUAUGGUGGCUGAUAGCGUACAGUCACGGGGACCUGGACCCGGAGAACUACUCGAACCCGAAUCUGACGUUCACGCCGUGCAUCGUAGACAUCCGAGGGUUCACCAGCUCGUUCCUCUUCUCGAUCGAGACGCAGCACACUAUCGGGUACGGCUCGAAACACCCGACGGACGAGUGUCCGGAGGCGGUGUUCGUGAUAUGCAUCCAAUCGAUGACCGGCGUGAUUCUGCAGGCGUUCAUGGUCGGCAUAGUGUUCGCGAAGCUGUCUCGGCCGAAGAAGAGGACGCAGACGUUGCUGUUCUCGCGAAACGCUGUGAUCUGUCAGAGAGACGGCCAGCCGUGUCUGAUGUUCCGUGUCGGUGACAUGAGGAAGAGCCACAUCAUCGAGGCCCACGUCAGGGCCCAGAUGAUCAAACGGAAGGUGACAAGGGAAGGAGAACUGCUGCCAUUCUUCCAGACAGAAUUAAAAGUGGGUGGAGACGGCGAGGAGGACAAGAUAUUCUUCAUUUGGCCAACGACGAUCGUCCACAAGAUCAACGAGCAGUCGCCUCUUUAUCACAUAUCGGCCAGCGAUAUGCUAAGGGAGCGUUUCGAGAUCGUGGUGAUACUAGAGGGCGUGAUCGAGUCGACCGGCAUGACCACGCAAGCAAGAAGCUCCUAUCUACCUUCGGAGAUACUAUGGGGACACAGGUUCGAGCACAUAAUCACGUUCAAGAAGGAGACCGGGGAAUACGAAGUGAACUAUACUUUGUUCAACAACACCUACGAGGUGGACACGCCUCUCUGUUCCGCCGCAGAUCUCGAUAAAAUUCGAGCGAUGCAGCGUGCAAAGGGAGAGCGCAUGAGCAGCAGCGGGUUCCCUCAUUACCGGGACGCGUCCAGCAGCUCGUUGACUACCGGAUCCGGUUCGAGCCUGGCAUCGUCGACCGGUGGACUGCACAUGAACGUACCGAUGACUCCGUUGACUCCGAUCCCGGUCAUGAUCACCAGCCCGGACGGUUCCCUGAGGCGCGACAGCAUGCAGAGCAUGCAGAUCGACGGGAAAACGCCCGUCUUUUAUACUCAGAACGAGCUGCUGGAUAGCGAGGCCCAUUCGAUCGAUCACAUGUCGGAGGAGACAAGGAACCAGGAGGAUUAUAAUCGUGUGUUGGAGGACAUCAACGCGUCAUUGAGGAAGAAUCGAACGGAGGAGAGGAAAAAGGAGGAUAGGAGGAUGCAUAAAGACGCAUCGAGGGCCACGAUGGACUCGAAAAAGAGCGACGUAAUGAGGCGAUCCACCUCGAGGACAACCAUGGAUCAGAUUCCAGGCCUUAUCAAUCCUCCGCCGAAGACACCGUCCCGUCAGCAUUUAGAGUCUAGGCACCAGAAAGUCGCGGAGCCUCAGGAUGUCUACCGCGAGCCUCUCCCUCACCCACUUUCCCUAUCGAGAAGAUCGAGCUUAGGAGACAACCACAGGCCCAGAGAGCCCCUGAAGAAGACCAGCUUCAUCCUGGGAGACGACGACAGCGUGAUCACGAUCCCCGAAGCUGGUCAUCGAGGUCCGGACCCGAUGGAUUCGGAUUCAUCGAAGUCGAAUCAUCAUCCUCUGAGCAGAGGCCCGCAGGAGCAGGUAUAGGGUACGCGGAAUGCCGGGAUUCCAGGAACGGAAGGGCGGUGCGAAUGCCGGUGGAAAGUGAGAGGAGACGGAGACGAAGAAACGAU